AUGGCCAGACGCACCAUCCAUAAGUACAGUUACUGCAAAGGACAUCUGAGUCCCAUCUCCAGAAAGAAGUCAAGUUCCAGCACCAGUUUGAGCCAUAGAAACUAUUCACUCUACGUAAACAGGGUCCUUAAAGAAGUUGUUCCCCAGAGGGGCGUGUCAUCUCGCACCUUGGAUUUCAUGAACACUCUGAUCAAUGACAUCUUUGACCGCAUUGCUAAGGAAGCCCACCACCUGAUGCAUUUCAGAAAACGCUGUACCCUCACCCCUGAAGACAUUCAGAAGGCAGUGUACAUGCUGUUACCUGAGAAUCUAGCUAAGUACGCGGUGACUUUUGGAAGGGAAGCAGUGGACAGAUUUGUCCGCUCCUGA
Molecule: messenger RNA, 369 nt
Organism: Marmota flaviventris (yellow-bellied marmot)
Lineage: Eukaryota; Metazoa; Chordata; Mammalia; Rodentia; Sciuridae
Product: histone H2B subacrosomal variant-like
Cellular component (GO): nucleosome
Molecular function (GO): structural constituent of chromatin; DNA binding; protein heterodimerization activity
Source: RefSeq, a predicted model, not a curated record